GCCUCAGCGUGUCUGGCUGAAGUUUCCGCGGCCUCGGUGUCGCGCCGGCGGGAGGUGCUCCCGGCGGGUCAGGGCCCGCCCGCGGCCCUCGCGCUCCUGUAGGCGUUGAUGCUUCUUCAGCCAGUGCUGUCACCGGGAGCUGGGGGACAGGCGGGACCCCAAGAAGCGUAGAAACUACAGAACACUGGACAGCACUUUCUUAGGCUGUUUGGGUGCCGUGAUUGAGGAAUUUAAGAAAUCUCCCGCGCUCUUGCAUGCUCCGACAGAGAGAGCCUGAUAAUCUGAAUACUGAAAGGGACAGAGUAGAAUGGGCUGAUAUAGAUCCAGUGCCGCAGAACGAUGGCCCCAAUCCAGUUGUCCAGAUCAUUUAUAGUGAAAAAUUUAGAGAUGUUUAUGAUUAUUUCCGGGCUGUUCUGCAGCGUGACGAAAGAAGCGAACGAGCUUUUAAACUAACCAGAGAUGCUAUUGAAUUAAAUGCAGCCAAUUACACAGUGUGGCAUUUUCGAAGAGUUCUCUUAAAGUCACUUCAAAAGGAUCUACAUGAGGAAAUGAACUAUAUCACUGCAAUAAUAGAAGAACAGCCCAAAAACUACCAAGUUUGGCAUCAUAGGCGAGUCUUAGUGGAAUGGCUGAAAGAUCCAUCUCAGGAGCUUGAGUUUGUUGCUGAUAUUCUUAAUCAGGAUGCAAAGAAUUAUCAUGCCUGGCAACAUCGACAGUGGGUUAUUCAGGAAUUUAAACUUUGGGAUAAUGAGCUGCAGUAUGUAGACCAACUUCUUAAAGAGGACGUGAGAAAUAACUCUGUCUGGAACCAAAGAUACUUCGUAAUUUCUAAUACCACUGGCUACAAUGAUUGUGCUAUAUUGGAGAGAGAAGUCCAGUACACUCUGGAAAUGAUCAAACUAGUACCACAUAAUGAAAGUGCAUGGAACUAUUUGAAAGGGAUUUUGCAGGAUCGUGGUCUUUCCAAAUAUCCCAAUCUGUUAAACCAAUUACUUGAUUUACAACCAAGUCACAGUUCUCCCUACCUAAUUGCCUUUCUUGUGGAUAUCUAUGAAGAUAUGCUCGAAAACCAGUGUGACAACAAGGAAGACGUUCUUAAUAAGGCAUUAGAGUUAUGUGAAAUCCUAGCUAAAGAAAAGGACACUAUAAGAAAGGAAUAUUGGAGAUAUAUCGGAAGAUCCCUUCAAAGCAAACACAGCACAGAAAGUGACCCACCAACCAAUGUACAGCAAUAACACCAUCUAGAAUAACUUGAUGGAGUGCUUUUAUUUUUUUAAGAGACUCUAAUGCAAGAGUUUAAAACUAGAGCAAUCAUUCCCUUUGCCUGUGGUGUAAAAGGUACAUUGCACAGGUUAUUGCUUUUUAACUAGAAUUAAGUACGAUGCUCCUUGGGUGCUGCUGCUAUUCAGACUAGUUCUACUGUUUUAAAGCAAAGUAAUUCGGGGGGAGGACGAAGAAACAGAAAAUCCCAUAAAAGAAGUUUUGUAGUCUGAUCAACAUUUACUCUAACCCCUUAGCAUCAGCUCCUCCCUAAACGGUAUCUGCAUCAGGACUUGCAGCAUUAAUGAUUGCAGGUAACUUGUACGUAAUGGAUAUGAGGUAACUUAAGUUUCGGUUCAGGAAGCAGGGAAUGCAAUUGUUACACUAGAGCUGCUAUGCCACACUCACAGUAUCUCGCUAUCACUGUAACCGACUAAUGCCAAAAGAAUGGUUUUGUAAUAAAAUUACAGAUGUAUCCUAAAACAAUGCCAUAGUAGUUUUUUUUUAAUAUCAUUUAACUAUGUACAGGGACAUUUUUCUCGGCUUAAGCCAUUGAGGAAGAAAAUAUUACUAUAAAACUAUAGAAACCAGAAACAUGAAUAUGUUAAAGAAAAUGUCACUAAAAUUUGAAUUGGUCAGUUCUUAACUAUAUGUAACAAAAUUUACUAGAGGUAGUUUAAGGUAUGUAGAUAGCUCACAGAAUAAUUGCCUAACCUUUCAGAAAUAUUAGGUUGGUGCAAAAAUAAUUGGGGUUUAAAAGGUUAAAAAUAAUUGCAAAAACCGCAGUUACUUUUGCACCAGCCUAAUACAUCUCAAAGCUACACUACUACAGAACUGGACCAUCACGUUGUUGUUGCCUGUGCUGGGAUCAGGAAACUGCUGAAUGAGGCUACCAGCUCCACGACUGUCUGCCUCUGCCACAUUUCAUGGGAGCUCAUCUGCUUCCCUUCUCAUGUAGUGCAGCUCCAAAUUAAAGGCUCACUUUAGUUCAUCUCAUUGGAAAGAACCUAAAUGACAUCUAAAACUCUUUAAUUGCCAAGGAAUCUGGGAAAUGUAGUUUAUAGCUUUCCAUCCUCUGCAUUUCAGGAAGACAGGAAGGAUUUAAGUGUUAAACAAGCUACUUUUCUAUCUACACGUGAUUAAAUCUCACUUUAUCAAUAAAGAAUUUUUCUUCAAUGUUCAAAGCACCAAACUACAACUAAAGGAAUUAUAUAGAGUAGAAUAGUCAUCUCAAGAAUUCAGAAAAUAACAAUAUUUUAAUUCAAAUUUCCUGGAGAAAAUAGGGGGUAUGUAUUAUUAACAUUUUCCAUGUUAGGUUUUUUGUUUUUAGACUCCAAAAAUCUCUGAUUUUAUAUUUGAAAUUUCCAUAAAAUAUCAUCCCUAUGAAAUAGAUGAAGACUAUUUCGUAAGUAUUGUAAAGAACAAAAAUAAUAUGGAGAAAUUUUCAUAAGAUAGCAUUUACUCUCAGAAACUGUUUCAUCACUGUGCCAAAAUUGAUUGGAUUCAGGGCUGCUGAAUCUCAACAAAGCUCACAGAGACUGUUUAAUAAAAAGCCUAAUGGCAGUUUACUAAUUGACCUUGAGAAAUGUAACCCAAGCAGACCAAACAGUUAACAUCAGCCUAGCCACUUGGCAUUUUUUGCCUGAAGUUUAACAAGGUGGCAAUUCAUUUAUCAAAAGGUUGCUUAGUGAGCAUGGAAUCAGGUGAGGAGGCUCCAUGGUUUAAAUGUAUAAUGAUUUCAGACUCUGAUACUCCUAAUGAGGGCCACCUCCUUAUGGGCAACUGGAUACAUAGACCCAGCAGUGCCCCUCUUUCAUUGGACCUACAGUUAAAAUGUGGUCUUUGAAGGGGUCUUCUAGUUCAAAAUUAUUUGCCUAAUAGCAGUAUCACUGUGUUGCUGUUUGUAUAGUUGGUGCAAAAGCAAUGGUGGGUAAAACUGCUGGUGCCUUAGCACUAACCAAGGCAGUGUUACGUAGUAGUCGUAUUCUUCACUGCCACGCAUUCACUGAAGAAUGUCUUUGAUGAAUCAGUAAUCAUAUUCACAAUACUUGAUCUGUCUUUUCAAUAUUUUGUGUGACUGAAUGGAAGUAUGUAUAAAGCAUAUCUUUGUGGUUGUCUUGAAGAAAAGCAUUUGUGUAAUGUGUAAGUUGUGGGCUGAACAGGCUGCUUUUCAUCAAGUGCCAUUUACUCGAACGAACAACUAAUAAACUAGUUAUUCAUA
This is a messenger RNA of Rhinolophus ferrumequinum (greater horseshoe bat), 3481 nucleotides long. It is a transcript of the gene FNTA, whose product is annotated as farnesyltransferase, CAAX box, alpha. Gene Ontology annotation, biological process: protein geranylgeranylation; protein farnesylation. NCBI's taxonomy places the organism in Eukaryota, Metazoa, Chordata, Mammalia, Chiroptera, Rhinolophidae. The record is from RefSeq and is a predicted model, not a curated record. Bases 255 to 1235 code for a protein of 326 amino acids. The transcript is spliced from 9 exons. Gene Ontology annotation, cellular component: CAAX-protein geranylgeranyltransferase complex; protein farnesyltransferase complex; cytoplasm. Gene Ontology annotation, molecular function: CAAX-protein geranylgeranyltransferase activity; protein farnesyltransferase activity.